This is a messenger RNA of Lodderomyces oxycetoniae, 1323 nucleotides long. RefSeq lists its product as uncharacterized. Gene Ontology annotation, cellular component: endoplasmic reticulum. The record is from RefSeq and is a predicted model, not a curated record. The transcript has a single exon. The coding region runs from base 1 to 1323 and encodes 440 amino acids. Gene Ontology annotation, biological process: protein transport to vacuole involved in ubiquitin-dependent protein catabolic process via the multivesicular body sorting pathway. Gene Ontology annotation, molecular function: protein binding. NCBI's taxonomy places the organism in Eukaryota, Fungi, Ascomycota, Pichiomycetes, Serinales, Debaryomycetaceae.
AUGCUUGCAAUAACAAGCCUAUUUUUCAUCGUAGGCAUUAUAAUCUAUUUCCUUCGAAGAUCUCAAAAAGUAUCCGAAGACGAGUUGCAAAGAGAAGAAGAAAACCAAGCUUAUUUGGAGUUGAACAGCGAUGAACAAGAACUAUAUUUCCAAUCAAAGGACUAUCUACAGAAUAACCCUUAUUUCGUUGGUGAUUUGUCCGCUAGUCAAAACUUGUCAAUCCAAGAGAAAGGUAUAAGUGCAUUUGAGUUUGUUAAGGAUGCAAUGUUGACAUUUAAUGACUUGUUGGUGGUCAACAAGACUGAAUUGAAUUUCUUCAAAAAUUUUGAAUGCUCGACUCAAACGAAUAUCCCAAUACCAAUGAAAAAUGAGGUUUAUUACUUUGAAUCAAAGAUUUAUUCCUUACCCAACCCCGAGGAGACAUUAAUUGCAAUAGGGCUAAGUAUCAAGCCAUAUCCAUGGUUUAGACUUCCUGGAAGACACGCCCAAUCAGUAAGCUACGACUCAAAUGGGUACAGAAGAUAUAAUCAACCAUUUCGUUUCACUAAUGAACCACCGUUUCCCAAACUUGCCGAGGGCGAUGUUGUUGGAGUAGGCUAUAGAACCAGAUCGGGAACUAUAUUCUUUACAAGAAAUGGUAAAAAGGUAAGCGAAACAAAAAUCGGUGGUCAUAUAAGAAACUUCAAGAUUAAAAAUCAUGGACAAAUUUUCCCAACUGUUGGAGCUAACAAUAUCUGCUCGGUUCAUGUCAACUUGGGACAACGUGGAUUUGUAUUUAUUGAAGGGAAUGUGAAAAACUGGGGGUAUGCCCCAAUUGAAGGAACUGGUCCUUCACCACCAGUAUAUAACAAGUUCAAUUCAGAUAUUUUGUUAGAGAGAUCGGAAGUAGGAGAUGAUGAUGAUUUUAGUGAUCGAGAAAAUGAUUUUCCACCUGAUUUUUGGACAUCGGUGAAAAAUGGCGAAGAAGCAAAUAAUAAUAAUAAUAAUAAUGAAGAAGAAGAAGAAGAAGAAGAAGAAGAAGAAGAUGACGAUGAAGAAGGGAAGGGUAGACACAGUGUUUUUAUCAAUCAAGAUAAGUUUAGUUAUAAUGCAUAUUCAGAGGCGAACUCGAAUGAUGAAAGAAUCACGCUAAAUAGUCUAGUGCCACCACACAAACCACCAUCGUACAAUGAAGAACAUAUCAAAAGAGACGAGAGGGAAGAAGAAGGAGAAGACGGGGACGAAGUAGUAGCAGUAGAAGAAGGAGAAGAUGUAGAAGAGGAAGAAGAAACUGAAACUGGUAUAGCAAGUGUGGGUCCUUCUUCCUCAUUAUUUAAAACCUAG